AUUCAUAAAGUAGGGAUACUAGUAUUUAUUUGUAGUUUUGCCGGUAUCCGUCGCUGUCAAUAAUUUAUAUAAAUUAAAUAGCUUUACGCGGUACUAAUGCGUUGCUAAUAAAUUACUCGGCUGCCGCUUUUCUAUCUACUUUUUUAAACAUGAACGCGACACCGUUGUACUUUCGCAAGUUGUUUUCCGGUGCACGCAAAGUAAACUUCGGGAAUACGGUGCUGGUGCAGCGCGACAACGGAGAAUGGUGGUUGGGAUAUGUACAGAACGUUUACGCCAACCGUUUCUUCGUGGAUUUCGAUGCCAGUACCAUCAACGCCCAGUGGAUCCACACUAAACAUCUCUGGCCACAUCGUUUUAUCUCUAGUCGGAGCAACCAUAAGCAUUUAUUUGGAGGCGAACCUAUCCAGGUGGCCCUCCGGAAUUCACCAGGUGAACCACUGAUUUUCCGUUCGGGCAAGGUAACUGAUUGGGAGAACGACAUGUUCUUUUUUGUGAACGUGGAUAAUCAUAAUCCUGACCGGAAAAAUCCACAGUCGACGGCAAGCCACAUCGUACAUCGCAAUUAUUUUGUUAAAACUCUUCCAGUACCUGGUGAUGGUGAAAGUUUCUAUGGGCGAACUACCGGAUUCUUGUACAAAAAACAUGUGCUUAAGUUUCCUGAAGCGCAUCUGUUGCCGGAAGUGAAGUUUCUGCCGGCGUUUCUUGGCCAAGUUAGCCAAUUCGCGAUUAAUCAGAGCCGUGAUCCGUGUGAUAACUGUGGCUUCGGAAGAAUCGUUUUGACGGAUAUCACCACUUUCGUCUGCGAAGGUACACACUGGGAGUACUAUUGCAUGUCCUAUCCCAUCGAGUUGGGUUGUCGGGUAUUUGUGCAAGUGGUAUUCGACACAAUCACGUUUAUCUGUGCUGAAAUGCACAGUGACGCAGAUGGUCGCAGCAUGUACUGGAACGAAGAAUUCUUGAGAAAAGCUUGCAAAGAUUAUCUUAUUGAGAAGCAAAGGCGUGGCUCUGCUAACGCGGACACGACACCGCGCAACACUUCGCAUCACGAUGUGGAAGAGAUGUCCAUCAACGACCUGCCGCAUCCGAUUGUUUUAUCGAUCUUGCUUCAUCUGGAUGUUGAUUCCCUGUUGCAAGCAAGCCGAGUAAGCGAACUAUGGAGACUGCUUACCCGGAAAAUCCGUGACACCGGCCCAAUCGUCUUCGAUAUGUGCAGGACAUGCGCCAUGCGACCACAUGACGAUGAGGCGUACGCAGCGUACACUCGUUAUAUUACUUACCAGAUGGUGACCACGCUGGACGGCAUUCUUUCGGGACGCACUCGUACGCUCGUGCUAACGGCUGACGGGAAUCAUGCUCACGCUGCGGAUGAUGUUCAUGCACAAAUACGGAUGAUCAAGUCGAUACUGCAAAAUAAGGGCCUUCGUCUGCCUGUAAUGAUAGUGAAGAACGGUUUAAACUGCGAUCAGGCGUCUUUCCUGACCUUUAAACACAAUACCAGCAGCGACUCCUUCGAGUGCGUCGCGCUAACGGAGCUCAUGUCCGUCUGCGAGGAGCUUUUGCUGGUCAAUUACAACGCAGCGGACGCCAUCACUUUAUCAGCUCAGGAAGUACUGUUUUUGGACAGGGCAGCGCCGCCAUACAUUUACGAGACGGCAUUUCUGCGCUACGAUAUUUAUGACGCUCGGUGUGAUGUUUUCAUUCCGCUGCUGCGCUUCCGCUGCCCAGAAACGACGGCGGAACAACGCCGAAUAUUUCUGGCUACGGCCAACAACAACUGUCCGCCUGUUAGCUUGAGGGUUUUGGAAAAGGCUAAAGCGAUCCAUGCGCGUUGGGUGCGGACAUUAGCCUAUCCGGAUCAAUGGGUUCAACAGCUUGUCCCUGAAUAACCCCACGCAACGUUGGGACAUGAGGGAUCUCCGACAGCUGGAUAUUGCCGCGCUAACCAAUAUCACUUUUAC
Messenger RNA from Paramacrobiotus metropolitanus, 1961 nucleotides. RefSeq lists its product as uncharacterized. Gene Ontology annotation, molecular function: protein binding. The record is from RefSeq and is a predicted model, not a curated record. NCBI's taxonomy places the organism in Eukaryota, Metazoa, Tardigrada, Eutardigrada, Parachela, Macrobiotidae. The transcript is spliced from 4 exons. Bases 150 to 1889 code for a protein of 579 amino acids.